This is a messenger RNA of Trematosphaeria pertusa, 1082 nucleotides long. RefSeq lists its product as uncharacterized. NCBI's taxonomy places the organism in Eukaryota, Fungi, Ascomycota, Dothideomycetes, Pleosporales, Trematosphaeriaceae. The record is from RefSeq and is a predicted model, not a curated record. The transcript is spliced from 7 exons. Bases 303 to 1082 code for a protein of 259 amino acids.
CGUAUCUUGUUGCGUGCCUCUAACCAGUCUGCCUCCUACGUCUGCUUUCUCCGCUUCGCCCCUCCCCACGCCUUCACUGUCCUCCGGUCUCGCUCCGCUUCAUCGCCCUUUACCGCCGUUACACACUCUUCCCUUUAACGGUGCGCCACUAGAACUAUAGGCCUAGCUAUUUCUAUACAUCUAUUUAAACAUGGACUAGGAUAAGCGGGCGGAGCUUGCACAUAAGGAGCUGUCCGUCGGAUAGUUUAGCAAGUUUCGUGAGCAAAAGUCCCAUAUAGCCGACUAGGUGUCUUCUUAUCAAGAUGGCCAAUCGAGCAGAAUUAUCAACGACCACUGUGGCUCCUUUAAUUGGAGCUACCUUAGUUCGGUUUCCCGUUCCUGGAAGAGUUAUAGACUGUGAUGAGAAGCUACGUCAAGAGGUCGCCGUAAUGCGCUUGGUCAGGGAAAAAACUAAAAUUCCGGUGCCCACAGUUCAUGCCUGGGGUCUGUUAAACGAUUUAGGAUUAGGGCCUUUUAUUAUAAUGGAUUACAUCCGUGAUGGAGAGUCACUUGGUAAUCUUUGGCAGAAAGCGCCUGAGAAACGAACACUACGAACCAACAUCAGUAAACGCGACCUGCGUAUUUACAAUCAGACCGGCUUUAGACUUAUAUGCGAUAAUUUCCGCUACGGGAAUAUGAUUGUUAACAACGCGAGCGAUCUUAAGAUAAUUGCGCUUCUAAUUACGAAACCAAUCCUCUGGGAAGCGCCUGAUAGCUUACAAUUUCAGCGAUACAUGGCUUGCCUAAAGCUUUUUCUCAGCGAGCUGGAACUCGAGGAGAGCAGAAGAACUAAGGGCCAUAAUAGGCUUUCCAACCUCAUGCGGAAGUCUCUGAGCGACGGCAGGUUCUGGUUUCACGAACUAGUAUAUAGCGGUUUCACGGCUGCUGACAACCCAGCAUGGAAAGCUAUUUGCGAGAUGCUCCCGGAUAUCAGUGACCUGGCGUCUUCCCCCCGGCCCGAGCUUGUUUUGGAGAGAGAUGUAGAAGCUGCUCGAACCAGACACUGUCUGUGUAAAGCAGGUCCUGGAAAGUGUAGAUCUUAA